Schistosoma turkestanicum is the source of this 5261-nucleotide messenger RNA. The record is from the annotation of a GenBank genome assembly. Lineage: Eukaryota; Metazoa; Platyhelminthes; Trematoda; Strigeidida; Schistosomatidae.
AUGUCGCAUUCCCCUGGUGACAAAGUUUUCGCUAAGAUAAAGGGAUUUCCAAACUGGCCUGCUAGGAUUAACCCACUUCCACUUGAUGUGCAAAUACCCAAGGGGAAGCUUCCAAUAUUUUUCUACGGAACCUAUCAAGUUUCAUUCGUUUCCGUCAAAAAUAUUGUCCCAUAUGAGAAGUUUAAAGAAAAAUGGGGAAAGCCAAAACCAAGCGCACAAUUCAUGACAGCUAUGAAAGAAAUCGAAGCUAAUCCAGGCAUCUAUAUGCUGGGAGAGGACCCUAGAGCUGAGGAAUUCCUGCUUCAAUUUUAUGACUUCAAACCGAUCGGUAGUGGAUGUGUUCGCCAACACAAACGUCAGUAUUCGAGGAAGUCGAAAGUUGACAAUGACCAACCACUUAGUAUUACUAAUCAAGAGGCUAGUAGUGGCAGUCGUGAUCAAAUAGAUCGUGUCAGUGAUGAUGCAUCAAGUGAUAUAAGCUCCGGUCCGUCGAAAGUCGAUAGCUUAGAUCCAAUUGCUGACGACAGUAAUGAUGAAAUGUUGAUGGAUAAUACAAAUCAUCACUUACAGUGUAGUGAUGAUUAUCAACGAGUGGAUAUGAGUUGCUCAAACAGACUUAGUCCUAAUUCGACAAUUGAUCAUCCAUCCGAUGAAAAGGAUUCUUAUCAAGAGGAUAGAGAAGCUCGUCGACUUGCUCGUAAAUUGCAGAAAAAAGCUGAGAAAAAAGCUUUAAAGAAGGCUGCUAAACGAGAAGCCAAACGAUUGGCGAAAGAGAAACGAGCUGAAAGACGUGCUCGGCGAGAAGCUAAACGUGAGUUAAAACGUCUUCAUAAACUUGAAAAAUGCCGUUUAACAGAACAAGGAAGUCUAACAUUCGAUAUCCAUGAAUUGGAUACUAGAAAUUCUGAGAUUAACCAGGAAAGCUCUAUCAGUCAUGCAUGGGGUGAUAAUCAGUGGUCUCCUGCUUCUCAUUCUGAACCUGUUCAAACUAAUGAAGAUUCUACCGACUCCAGUACUGGCAAACCUAUCCCGCCUACCUUGGACAAUGGACUUAUCAAACAGCUUCAAUUUGAGCGUCAAACUGAAGAAGAAGAAGAUGAAGAAGACGAAAACGAUGAUGACGAUGAUACACUUCCAACUUCUCAAGGUGACAAUUUUUCUCCCAAUGAAGAAAUUGUACUCAAAGACAUGGAUUUCUCAAAUACUACAACACUUUUAGAUUAUAAUGAACAUGAAAAUUUCACUGGAAAUAAACGUUCAAGACUAUCGCCUAAUUCAAAUGAUUGUGAUGCAUUGAAUGGAAUAGUUGAAUUGGGAGCUAAUGAAAUAAUUCCUCCUAAGAAAAAAGCUAAAACAGAAAUCAUUGUUAACGAGAACAACGAUGUGGUGUGUCAUUCUGAAGCUAAAGUUACAUCAUCAGAAUCACAUGAUCGUUUCAUCAUGGGUGAAAAUGACUCUCAAUUAAAUAAUGAACAAGAUGUUCAGCAGUCGGCAACAAUAAUUGAAACUACUGCUACUACUACUAAGAAAUCAGUAGAAGUUGAGUCGUCGGACAAUCCAAAACAAACUAGUCCUGAGCAGCCUACAUCAGAAACGGUCACUAAACAUAUUGUCCAUAGUAGAACCACUAGUAGUAGUAGUAGUAUUGGUAAUAAACAAACCAAGUCUAAACAACAACGUUCUCGUUUACGUACAAAGAAACCUACUGUUAUUUCAUUGGAUUUAGAUGAUGAUGAUGAUGAAGAAGAAGAAGCUAAUGAAAUAGAUUCUAAGAAAAAAGUCAUCAACCUACACGAUUCUUCUUCAUCCUCAUCGCCAUCCUCACCAUCAGCUUUAUCAUUGUCAAAUGAUUCUGAUGCAGAGAAUGCCAAAAUCAAAGAUAAACAACAGCUAUCGUCAAAAUUGAAAGAGAAAAGCCGAAACUCUUCACCACCGAAAUCUUCCAUAGUCAUCAACAAAUCGAAUCAACUGAAAAAAUCACGAAAUCAAGAAUCCAAUAAAAAAACUCGAAAUACUACUACUACUAAUAAUAAUAAUAAUAAUUUAAAAGGGAAAAGUAAAUCAACAGAAUCUAAAUCGACUGCUGCAUCAAAUACUGGUGCAGUAGGAGUACACGAUGAAAAAAGAUUAUCUAACGAUUCAAGUAGUAAUCGUCCAGUUCCAGCACCAUCCAUUGAUCCUGUGUCUCAGUUGCAUCAAUGUUGUCGUGAUUUGAAAACUAGCCUAAUUAAAGGUCAUGAGAAUUUUGUUGAAGCUGUACAAUUAUUAAAUAAAGUUCGUACUAUUCCUGUACGACUUCCUCAAUUAGCUGAAGCAUGGGAUCUUAUGGAUUGUAUUAAAAAGUGUCGACGAUAUAAACUAUCAAGUGAAGUUCGUGAGGCUGCUCAAACAACAUUUCAAUUCUUCCAAUCAUUGCAAGCGAAUACUACCAAAGAAGAGCUCUCUCAAGCACAAGCACUGAUUGCCUCGCAUCAAAGUCGAAUUCAUUCCUCGCAAGAUUCCACGGUGGAUAAUACUGCAAAAACUGAUGCAGCACCACCGACUUCCACUGAGAUAAACAAUAAACAAACAUUACAAAAUGAUACAAAUACAAAUGAUAGUAAUAAUAAUAAUAAUUCAGAAUCAACAUCCAAUCCCACUACUACCACUACCACCAAUGAACACGAGAGUUUAACAGCGGAUUUAGAAGCUAAAGUUGAUGAUGUCCUAUCACGUAUACGUGCAACAGAAGAACGAAUGGCUGCAGCAGCGAUUGCAUCUGCACGACCUGACACACCGUAUAAAUCGAUAUCGAGUCACGUGACCAAUUCUGCGAUCAGAUCCACCGGAGGUCGAAUCAUCAGAGCAUCAGCUGUUGCUGCUGCCACUGCUCAUAUGCAUGAUGAAGAAGAUGAAGAAUCUGUUAUGUCACGUGUUGAACAAGUGGCUGCCUAUGAAGCAAGCACUAUACAACACUAUUCCAAUUCGUCAACCAGUUUAGGAUCUCCUCCACCACCUCCUCCGCCUCCACCCCCAUUACCUCUCAGCUCUGUUGGUUCAUCCGAUCGAAUCGAACCACAAACAUCGCCAAAUGUUGAUCAUUUAGACCUUGAUUCACGUAUCCAAUUGUUCAUGUCUGCAACAAGUUCCAAAAAACCAGUCAAACCAUCUGACUCAAAUCCUGUCAUGGUGACAACAAAUAAACCCGAAAUAACUCCACCAAUAAAAUCUCAUCCUAAUCAAUCGAAUGUAACUAAUGUGACCUCGUCAUUCUCCUCCUCCACCACCACCGCCAGCACCACUACUUCUUCCUCUUUCGGUUCAUCAACAACAUCCAGUCUAUUACCAGCGCUUUUAGCUAAACGUAAAGUUAUCGCUGAUAAAUUAGCUGCUGUUCGUGCAGCUGGUGGUUCACCUAUAAAAUCAUGUCAUCCAGUCACUUCACCAUUGCCAUCACCAACAACAACAUCAAGCAAUAAUAAUGAAGUGUAUAUUGUGGAGAAACUAUCAUCCACCACUCCGAUUCACACCUCUUCACACAACUCAACCAAAUUGUUGAAUUCUACAAAAAUGCCGUCGAAAGAUGAAGAAUUGUAUGAUUUAUUAGGUGUGUAAAUUUUUUCACUAUUAUUAUUAUUAUUAUUAAUAUUACUAUUACUAAUAUUUCUCAUGCACCAAUAAACAAUAUCAUGCGUUUGGUCUCUUCCUAUGGUGAUUUGCUCUCUCUCACUCUCUAUCUCACUCCCUCUCUAUAGAAUGACCUCCAUUGAUGAGGUUUGUUUUCUUUUUUAGCCAACAUUAUUGACUUAUUCAAUUAGUUUUUUUUUUAAUCUAAAUUAUUUAUAUUUAUAUAAAUAUUUGUCUAUGUAUAAAAAUAAACAAACAAACAAACAGUGUAUCUUAUCCUGAUCAUCAUUAUCCUGUUAAGCAUUAUUUCAUAUCUGUAUACUGACAACAAUGAGAACAUGCGAAUAAACCGUGUAUAUUUUUAUCUAUCUGUCUAUCUAUUUAUAUUGUAUGCGAGUGUGUUUACGCCGUAGUACAUAGUUAUCAAUCGACUCUCAAUGUAAUAUACAGUUUUACGAUUAGUGAUACAUAUGUAUGUGUGUAUUGUGUUGUUCCUGUAUCAACUCAAUGAUUAUAUAUAAUCACUAUGAAUUGAACACCUCCUUUAACCCCUCCUCAUAAGCCGCCUAUAUAUGCCCGCACACACACACACAUGCACCUCAUACCAACGUAUCAUUUAGUUGGGAUAAUCAAAUAAAGUUUCCAUUCUUGUUAGCCAAUUGUCCACAUCCUUUUGUCUUUUUUCUUUGAAUGUACACUAGUAGUGCCUUGUUGUUGUUGUUAUUGUUGUCACUGCUGUUACAUUUUACACUAUCCUUCACCGGGCGUUAACAUCUUGUGCGUUCAUUGUACUAUUCUUUUUAGUUUCUACUACUUGUUAUCACAUACGUCUGUAUAUAUCGAUUGAAAAUCCGUUAACAUCAUAGGUUAAACAUGAUGAGUUUUAUGUUUCUUCAAAUUUUCUCUCCUUGUUGUUACUUUCUUCAAUAUAUACUUACUACUACACUUCAUUUAUCUAUCAUUCUCAUUACACAUUGUCAUCAUCACAGCGGUGAUGUCGUCUGAUUGAUUAAAAGCGAACUAUAGCUGUUUACUUCAUCGAAUCAGAAAAAAUGUAAAAUUCAAAAUCGAACAUACUCGUUUCAGCAUGUUUUUGUUCCUUUUCUGCUUUUCAAUGAAUUCCAGUGUACAUGCCGGGACAAAAAACAACACACACACACACAUCCAAUGGCUCAAUGUACUCCUUGUUUUUUUAUAUAGAAAAUGAAUUGUACAAUCUUUUUUGUUUGAAUUGUACGCUCACAAUGUCUGUGUGUGUGUGCAUGUGCGCGCGCGCGCCUGUACGUGGUGCAUAUCCUUCUCUCUCUCUGUCUAUAUAUAUAUAUAUAUAUAUAUAUAUAUAUAUACAGGUUUACAUAUAAAUCCUCAAAUACAUAAUGAUCACAUAUUUUUUAUUUCAACUAAAGUACACAUGCAAAAACACUUUUGUUUUUAUAAAUACACCAGGUUAACAAAAACACUUCAUCAAAACAAACAGGAGAAGUUUGCAGUUAAUCGACGAUCCAGAACUAUACUAAUAUAAUAUCUAUCGAUUUUUUACAUUCAAGUUGUUUCGAAUAAAAAUUUCGUCUCGUAUUCACUAAUUCAAACAUCGAAAUGAGUAUAUUUAUUACUUGACUAGGAAAAGGGGGAAUGAUUUUUUUCUUGUGUGUUGG